AUGCCUUGUCCACCGCAAUCGGAUGAAUUGGUUUUCUUUGUGAAUGGGAGGAAGGUGAUAGAGAGGAGUGCGGACCCAGAAGUGACUCUGCUGAACUUCCUACGGAAGAACUUACAUCUCACAGGGACCAAGUACGCCUGCGGAAGAGGAGGCUGCGGCGCCUGCACCGUGAUGGUGUCUAAGCAUGACCCCGUGUCCACGAAGAUAAGACACUUCUCCAUCACUGCAUGCCUGGUGCCCAUCUGCUCUCUGUAUGGAGCUGCUGUCACCACUGUGGAAGGUGUUGGAAGCAUCAAAACUAGGCUUCACCCUGUACAGGAGAGGAUUGCAAAGAGCCACGGCACCCAGUGUGGAUUCUGCACCCCUGGGAUGGUGAUGUCCAUGUACACGCUGCUCAGGAACCACCCGCAGCCCUCAGAGGAGCAGCUCAUGGAAUCCCUAGGGGGUAAUCUAUGCCGCUGCACUGGGUAUCGGCCAAUUCUUGAGAGUGGGAGGACCUUCUGCAUGGAGUCAAAUGGCUGUCAACAGAAAGGACCAGGAAAUUGCUGCUUGGAUCAGGGAGAAAACGAUUCUUCCUCACUUGGCAGAAGAAGUGACAUUUGCACGGAGCUGUUUGCAAAAGAGGACUUCCAGCCCUUGGACCCUACCCAGGAGCUCAUAUUUCCUCCAGAACUCUUGAGGAUGGCAGAGAACCCAGAAAAACGAACCCUGACCUUUUAUGGAGAGAGGGUUACCUGGAUCUCCCCUGGGACCCUCAAGGAUCUCCUGGAGCUGAAAGUGAAACACCCUGAAGCCCCUCUGAUCCUCGGCAACACCUCACUAGGACCUGCAAUGAAAUCACAAGGACAUUUUCACCCAAUUCUGCUCUCUCCUGCUAGGAUAUCUGAGCUGACUACAGUGACUAAAACAAGUGACGGACUGACAAUAGGUGCUGGCUGCAGCCUGGCCCAGAUGAAGGACAUCUUGGCUGAGAGGAUACCCGAGCUCACAGAGGAGAAAACUCAGACGUACCGAGCCCUCCUGAAGCACCUGAGGAGUCUGGCCAGUCAGCAGAUCCGGAAUAUGGCAUCCUUAGGAGGACAUAUUAUAAGCCGGCAUUGCUAUUCGGAUCUGAAUCCAAUUCUUGCUGUGGGCAACGCUACCCUCAAUCUGAUAUCAGAAGAAGGUACACGGCAGAUUCCUCUAAACGAACAUUUUCUUGCUGGGUUGGCAAGUGCAGACCUUAAGCCAGAGGAAAUUUUGGAAUCUGUCCAUAUCCCUCACUCUCGAAAGUGGGAAUUUGUGUCAGCCUUUCGACAGGCUCAGUGCCAGCAAAACGCCUUGCCUGAUGUGAACGCUGGCAUGCGGGUCCUUUUCAGAGAAGGCACAGAUGCCAUUGAGGACCUGAGCCUUGCCUACGGAGGACUAGGGGCUGCCACAGUCAGCGCACCCAAAUCCUGCCAGCAGCUCCUGGGCAGGCUCUGGAAUGAGCUGAUGCUCAAUGAGGCUUGCAGGCUGCUUCUGGACGAAGUCUCCCUCCCAGGCUCAGCUCCGGGCGGCAAGGUGGAAUUCAGGAGGACUCUGGUAGUCAGCUUCCUCUUCAAGUUCUACCUAGAGGUUUUGCAGGAACUGAACAAGAUCGUAAGUGCUCUGGACAGCAGUCGUUAUCCCGAAAUCUCAGACCAAUUCCUGAGUGCUCUAGAAGAUCUCCCAGUCACAAUACCCCAGGGAGUCCAAACAUACCAGAGUGUGGAUUCUCAUCAACCUCUCCAAGAUCCAGUUGGGCGCCCUAUCAUGCACCUGUCUGGUCUUAAACAUGCCACUGGUGAAGCCGUAUUUUGCGAUGACAUCCCCAUGGUGGAUAAAGAACUCUUCAUGGCUUUGUUGACCAGUAGCAGGGCUCAUGCAAAAAUCAUAUCAAUUGAUUGGUCUGAGGCCCUUGAACUACCCAAGGUGGUUGAUGUGAUAACAGCUGAAGAUAUUCCAGGUACCAAUGGUGCCGAAGACGACAAAUUGUUGGCUGUAGAUGAGGUACUUUGUGUGGGCCAGAUCAUCUGUGCUGUGGUUGCAGAGACAGAAGUACAGGCAAAGCGAGCACUUGAAAAGAUAAAGAUCACCUAUGAAGAUCUGGAGCCUGUAAUCUUCACCAUCCAGAUUCCUGAGUUAGAGGUUCUUGCACAUGAGCUGUGUAAGCAGUUCCACACAAAUGCUUCUCUUCAGGGAGAAGGAGAGGUCCAUGUUGGAGGACAGGAGCAUUUUUACAUGGAAACACAAAGAGUACUUGUUAUUCCAAAGACAGAGGACAAAGAACUGGACAUUUAUGUGUCAACACAGGAUCCAGCCCACGUGCAGAAAACAGUGUCCUCCACUUUAAACAUCCCCAUCAACAGGAUCACCUGUCAUGUAAAACGAGUGGGUGGAGGUUUUGGGGGGAAGGUAGGAAGGCCAGCUGUAUUUGGGGCAAUUGCAGCUGUGGGUGCCAUCAAAACUGGUCGUCCCAUCCGUCUUGUUCUUGAUCGUGAAGAUGACAUGUUAAUAACUGGGGGAAGGCACCCAUUAUUUGGAAAAUAUAAAGUGGGAUUCAUGAAUACUGGGCGAAUCAAAGUUCUGGACAUUGAGUGCUACAUUAACGGAGGAUGCACGCUGGAUGACUCGGAACUGGUAACAGAAUUUCUUAUACUAAAGCUGGAAAAUGCAUAUAAAAUCCGCAACCUCAGGUUCCGAGGCCGUGCAUGCAUGACAAAUUUGCCAUCCAAUACAGCCUUUCGCGGAUUUGGCUUCCCACAAGGAACCCUAGUAACAGAAUCUUGCAUCACAGCUGUGGCAGCCAAAUGUGGCCUUCCGCCAGAAAAGAUUAGGGAGAAAAACAUGUACAAAACAGUUGAUAAAACCGUCUACAAACAAGCAUUCAACCCUGAGAACCUGAUACGAUGUUGGAACGAAUGUCUGGACAAAUCUUCCUUUCACAGCAGAAGAAUGCAAGUGGAAGAGUUCAAUAAGAAGAAUUAUUGGAAGAAGAAGGGCAUUGCUAUUAUCCCCAUGAAGUUUUCUGUCGGCUUUGCAGCAACGAGCUAUCAUCAGGCAGCUGCACUUGUUCACAUCUACACAGAUGGGUCUGUGUUGGUCACACAUGGAGGCAACGAACUGGGACAAGGGAUUCACACCAAAAUGCUACAGGUGGCCAGUCGUGAAUUAAAAAUACCUAUGUCUUAUAUGCACAUCUGUGAAACCAGCACAGCAACAGUGCCUAAUACAAUUGCUACAGCAGCGUCCAUCGGCGCAGAUGUCAAUGGCAGAGCUGUGCAGAAUGCUUGUCAGAUCCUUCUGAAACGCCUUGAGCCCAUCAUUAAGAAAAAUCCAGAAGGUACAUGGGAAGACUGGAUAGAAGCUGCAUUUGAACAAAGAAUCAGUCUCUCAGCCACUGGAUACUUCAGAGGCUACAAGGCCUUCAUGGACUGGGAGAAGGGGGAGGGAGACCCGUUUCCCUACUACGUCUACGGAGCUGCCUGUUCUGAAGUUGAAAUCGACUGCCUGACAGGCACUCACAAAAAAAUCAGAACGGACAUCAUCAUGGAUGCAUGCUGCAGCCUAAAUCCGGCCAUCGAUAUUGGGCAGAUUGAAGGUUCAUUUAUUCAAGGAAUGGGCCUUUAUACUAUUGAAGAGUUGAAAUAUUCUCCAGAAGGUUUCCUGUACUCCCGGAGCCCAGAUGAAUACAAAAUUCCAACCAUCACUGAUGUCCCAGAAGAGUUCAACGUCUCCUUUUUGCCCUCUUCACAAACCCCACUAACCAUCUACUCAUCCAAGGGCCUCGGGGAGUCUGGGAUGUUCCUGGGGUCAUCUGUGUUUUUUGCCAUUGCUGAUGCAGUGGCCACAGCACGCAGAGAGAGAGACAUGGCUGAGGACUUCACAGUGAACAGCCCAGCAACUCCAGAACAGGUUCGAAUGGCCUGUGCAGAUCAGUUCACAGAAAUGGGUGUAAGGAAGAUGGAGAGAGGCAAACACCUAAGCAGCAUCAGGAUCGCAGAGAACUUGUUAGAAAGGCGCAUUCUUGGGUCCCAUACCAAACCUACAGAAUCAGAAACACCGCGGGUGGGAUUCACAACCACCACGCUCAGGAGACGACGACAGAGACCUCUGCGAGACGUGGCGGCCGCAGUCGUAGGGCAGAAUUUCCCUUCUCCACCCUCUGCCUGCGUCCUCCUCACUUCAGAGUGGCAGUCCCCACCCAACCAGCACCGCAGAGCAAUGUCGCUCUGCUUCAGACUUGGCCUGACCGACUUCUGCCAACCCCCGCUAAGGCGGAGGCGAGGAGCGGCUCCCUUCACGCCUGCCAAGCCCCUGUGCCCGCCCUAG
Messenger RNA from Galeopterus variegatus (Sunda flying lemur), 4332 nucleotides. It is a transcript of the gene AOX1, whose product is annotated as aldehyde oxidase 1. Bases 1 to 4332 code for a protein of 1443 amino acids. The record is from RefSeq and is a predicted model, not a curated record. The transcript has 36 exons. Lineage: Eukaryota; Metazoa; Chordata; Mammalia; Dermoptera; Cynocephalidae. Gene Ontology annotation, molecular function: 2 iron, 2 sulfur cluster binding; oxidoreductase activity; iron ion binding.